This is a messenger RNA of Dromiciops gliroides (monito del monte), 7945 nucleotides long. RefSeq names its product solute carrier family 26 member 2 (gene SLC26A2). Lineage: Eukaryota; Metazoa; Chordata; Mammalia; Microbiotheria; Microbiotheriidae. Gene Ontology annotation, molecular function: chloride transmembrane transporter activity; bicarbonate transmembrane transporter activity; secondary active sulfate transmembrane transporter activity. The transcript has 5 exons. The record is from RefSeq and is a predicted model, not a curated record. Bases 435 to 2588 code for a protein of 717 amino acids. Gene Ontology annotation, cellular component: membrane. Gene Ontology annotation, biological process: transmembrane transport.
UUGUUCAAAACUGGAAGGGACCCUAGAGGUCAUCUAGUUCAACUACCCCAUUUUACAGAUGAAGAAACUGUGGCUCAGAAAGUGGAAGUGAUUUGCUCCAGGGCACACUGACAGCAGGCAGCAGGGCCAGGAUUCAAACCCAGCUCUUCUGAUUCCAAAGCCAGCAUUCUUUCCAUUGUACCAGUAUCUUGUGCAUGUGUAGUACAAAGUGAAGCAGAUAAAUUUAGGGAAAGAGAAGUCACCUACAUGUCCCUGGGCAAAGAAUCAUUCACAUCUUUAAAGACCGUUGACAAGUGAAAAUUCUAUACAAGAAUUCCAAGAAGAAAUUUAGAGUGUCAGCACCUUAAGAAGAGGACUCUUGCUUUUUCUAUUGAUAUCCCUGCUGCUUAAAACAGUUCUUGAUAACAUAGGAUCUGAAGGACUCAUCUCCAGAAAUGUCAGACAAAGAAGAUCUCUAUGUCAGUUCAUCUGUUGACCUCCCUAAAGGUGAUGACCAGCAUCAUCAUUAUUGUAGAAUUCUUCUGGAGCCUCAGGAGAAAAAGACUACUGACUUUAAAGAAUGUGCAGUCAAAAAGUUGAAGAAAACUUGCUGUUGUAGUCCAGCCAAAGCCAAAAACUGGAUUUUGGGGUUCAUGCCAGUCUUGCAAUGGCUCCCAAAGUAUGACCUGAAAAAAUACCUCCUUGGAGAUAUAAUGUCUGGCUUGAUUGUAGGCAUCUUGUUAGUUCCACAGUCCAUUGCAUACUCCCUUCUAGCAGGGCAAGAGCCAAUUUAUGGUCUGUAUACUUCUUUUUUUGCUGGAAUAAUUUAUUUCUUAUUUGGGACAUCCAGACACAUCUCAGUGGGUAUUUUUGGAGUGUUGUGCCUCAUGAUUGGUGAAGUAGUUGAGCGGGAGGUGCACAAAGCUGGCUAUGGGAUGGACCAUAUAGCUAAACCUAUCCUUUUUAAUCAUAUAAAUGAAAGUGUCAUCACUCCAGCUGUGAACCAAACCUCAAGACAAAUCUGUGAUAGAAGCUGCUAUGCAAUUACUGUUGGCACAACAGUAACUUUCAUAGCUGGAGUUUAUCAGGUAGCCAUGGGCCUGUUUCAAGUGGGCUUUGUCUCCGUCUAUCUAUCUGAUGCCUUGCUGAGCGGAUUUGUCACUGGUACCUCCUUUACUAUCCUUACUUCUCAGGCCAAAUAUCUUUUAGGGCUAAACAUCCCUCGAAGUAGUGGUGUGGGCUCUCUCAUCACUACCUGGAUAUCUAUCUUCAAAAACAUCCAUAAGACCAAUCUCUGUGACCUCAUUACUAGCCUUUUGUGCCUUCUUGUCCUUGUGCCAACCAAAGAACUCAAUGAACACUUCAAAUCCAAACUUAAGGCGCCAAUUCCUACUGAGCUGGUAGUAGUUGUGGCCGCUACACUAGCAUCUCAUUUUGGAAAACUGAAUGAGAAUUACGGCUCCAGUGUAGCUGGACAUAUUCCUACUGGGUUUCUGCCCCCCAAAGCUCCCGAUUGGAACUUGAUUCCUAAUGUGGCGAUCGAUGCGAUAGCUAUUUCUAUCAUUGGUUUUGCUAUCACCGUGUCACUGUCAGAGAUGUUUGCCAAGAAGCAUGGCUACAUAGUCAAGGCCAAUCAGGAAAUGUAUGCUAUUGGUUUUUGUAAUAUCAUCCCUGCCUUCUUUCACUGCUUCACAACCAGCGCAGCUCUUGCCAAGACCUUAGUCAAAGAGUCGACUGGUUGUCAGACUCAAGUUUCUAGUGUAAUGACAGCAUUGGUUCUUUUAUUGGUCCUCCUUGUAAUAGCACCUUUAUUCUACUCCCUCCAAAAAUGUGUCCUUGGAGUGAUAACCAUUGUAAAUCUCCGGGGAGCUCUUCGAAAGUUUGGUGAUCUGCCCAAGAUGUGGAGGCUUAGCAAAAUGGAUACAGUUAUUUGGUUUGUUACUAUGCUGUCUUCUGCACUAAUAAGUACUGAAAUUGGUCUGCUUAUUGGGGUCUGCUUUUCUAUGUUUUGUGUCAUUCUUCGUACUCAGAAGCCAGAAGCUUCUAUACUUGGUCAUGUGGAAGAGUCUGAAAUCUAUGAGUCAAUGUGUGCCUACAAGAACCUUCAGACUGAGCCAGCAAUUAAGAUUUUCCGUUUUGUAGCUCCCCUCUAUUACAUCAACAAAGAAUGUUUUAAAUCUGCCUUGUACAAGAAGACAAUCAGCCCAGUCUUAGUGAAAGCAGCACGGAAGAAGGCAGCAAAGAGAAAGCUCAAAGAGAAGACAGUGACUUUCAGUGGCAGUCAGGAUGAAGUUUCCAUGAACCUCUCUUAUGAGCCCCCAGCGCUCCAUACCAUAGUGAUUGACUGCAGUGCCUUGCAAUUUUUAGAUACAGCAGGAAUCCAGACACUCAAAGAAGUUCGCAAAGAUUAUGCAGACAUCGGUAUCCAGGUUCUACUGGCUCAGUGCAAUCCCUCUGUGAGGAGUUCUCUGUACCGUGGAGAGUAUUGCACAAAGGAAGAGGAAACCCUUAUCUUCUACAGUGUACACCAAGCAUUAUGUUUUGCCCUGGACUUGCACAAACAGAAAGCAUUGAGUGCUUCCAAUGGUUUAAGCACUUCUACUGACUGAUUACUGGGGAAAAGCAGGGUGGCUGGGAGUGGGGGAGAAAAUCAAGGCAACAGGUUUGUCUCUCUUGUGUACACUAUUUCCUAUUACCAUGUCAAGUCAGUGAUGUUUUCAUAUGUGAUAGGGGAGAGGCAUACCAGUAUAUCAGGGCUUGUAAUUAGUUAGAAUUAGAGGAAAAUAAUAAUUACACCCAUUUGGUGCAGUCGAGGAUAUAAAAAUAUUUGGUAUAUACUUAUGAAGUAGUUUUAUGGUUUAAACGCUUAACUGUAUUUGGAUUUUCCUCCUUUUGGAAACAAGAGUGCUACAUCAGGGGAAAUUAAAAAAAUACCAAAAGGGACAGUGUUGUAUAGUAGAAAGAACUGACAGGCAUCAAGAGACCUGAACUCCAGUCCCACCAGUGCCAACCUUUGUAAGUCUGUACAAGUCACAACCUCUAUGAUCUUCAGUUUACUCAUUUGUAAAGUUGGACUAGAUGACCUGUAAGGUCCCUUCAGCUUUAAAAUUCAUUGAUCUUAUGGGUAAUGAACUUGGAAUUUAUAGCAGAACCACCAUCUUUGUGGUAAUGUGGAAGAAUAUGAUGGGAAGGAGUUUGUACAACAGUUGUUUUUACAUAUAUCUAUACUUUUGCUCCCUACCAAAGACCAAAGAGCUAAGAGGUUUGGGGAUUACCAGGGUCACCCAGAACCAGUUGUUUUUCUUGUGCCUUGCUUUUCCAUCUACCUCCCCAGAACCUUGCAGUAGUGGGACCUCUGGCGUUUUGAAAAGGAAGCAGCAGCACUCUUUUUUGGGUGGAUAUUCUCAGGAGGUUGAUCUUGAUCCAGACUCUUAGGAGCCUGUGCUCAGAGGAAAAAUGCCUCCCAGUAAACGAAAUCAUUUUAUGAUAGGGCAAACACAUCAUGGGAACUUAAGUUAACACAAAAGUACUUUUUGAAAAUCAGUGCAUCUAAAGAGCCUAGCUAAAUAUAGACUCACACAAUAGUGUGGUGUGAUUUUAUUUUUCCUUAUUGGUGUAGACUAAGUACAUAGUAUGAGAGUCUUCAAAAUCAGCAAGAAUGAUUUGAGGGAUCUGUUUUCUACCUCUUCUUUUUUAUGGGGCAUGUCAUCCAUGCUUAUUCCUAAGGACUUCAUCACCACUGAACAUUUUUUCACAAUUUGCCUACUUUACAUUCCUAGGAAUCUGUUCAUAUGAGGAUGAUGUUGUGGGAGAAGCACAAGAUUUAGAGUUAGAGCUGGGUUUGUAUCUCAGCUGUCCUGCGUACUACUACUCCUACCUAUGCAGUCACUAGACCUUUCUGGGCCUGAAUGAUCACCUCUCUAUAAAAUGAAGGCCUAAAAGACCUCUAAGAUCCCUUCUGGUCCUAAUGCCUAUGAUUUUCCUCUAGUUAUCUGGUAAUACACCUUUUUAAAAAAAUCUAGACCACAGGGUACAAUCCUGAGUCCAUUCCAACCAAUAUUUAAGUGCCUAUAACACAUAAGGUGGUGCUUGUUUCCCUGCCCUUCCCCUUCCCAUACCUUCUAGGUAGGAUGAUAAUUCAGGCUAUCAGGAGAAAAACAUUUCCCAAUGUUUUAAACAUUUCUAUAAUGAAGAUAGUCUUAAUGUUUUGGCUCAUCAGCUUAAAUUGGCUUUAAGUGAGUAAGCAAGGUUAGUUUGCAGAAGGGAAUGUUUAAUGGGUUUUCUUCAGAAUUAAUUUUAUACUAUUUCAGCAAAGGAACCACACACAUGAUUUUUCUUUGACAAGAAUCAUAAUCUCAAGUAGUAAAUACCAUAUAGCAAACUGUGUUGUAUGUUUUGGGGGAAAAUAUGCAUUGUUCCUUACCUCCCAUCCCUAUGAUGCCAAUAAUGAACUUAUAGGUAUUUGGUCAUGAACAUUAUAAUACACUGCCUUAUGGGAAGUUUCUUCUGCCCUGUGGGUACCUAAUAAAUUAAUGAUGACCACAAUGGUUCUUUAUUGGUAGGAUCUCUUAAAAGUCGUUUUAUCACUGUUUUAAACAACAUUAUAUUAGUUUUGUUACUAAGAUGAGUAAAGGAUAAUAAACUGAGGGUUUAUCCUCUCUUGAAAGGCAAGAACGUUUCUCUAGUAACUUUUUAAAAUGUGCAAAAACCAAGUUCUUUCAAAGAGUGGGAUGAUAUCUUUUAAAGCACAUUUAAAAAAAAAGAUUCAGUAGUUUUUUUCAAUGGAGUUUUUAGGAAGCAAUUAGAAAAUGUCACAAAUUACCUUGAUGUGAAGGAAAUUUGGUAUAACUUUAUACAGGUGAGGUGGGAGGGAAGUACCUUGUUCCAUGUUGACUAUCUCUACUGCUUUUCUCAGUAUUACAGAUUAAAUUUUACUUAAAAGUUGAAUGUUAGUGUUUCAGGUCCACUAAUUGAUCUACAUCAUGACUUAAUUAACAGUACACCAAAUUUUGAUAGUUAUCCUUUUAUAUGUCUUCAUUUAACAUGAAGGAUAACAGUUUUCAGAAUAUUAACAUUAUAGAACUGUUUAAAACUUUAGGGUAUGUUUUUCUCCUCCUAGCUUUUCUCUAUGACUUUUCUUAGACUAUACCCAGUCAUUUUUCCAGAAGCAGUGUACACUAUGGGUAGCAAAACACUUGCUUUGUUACUAGGGUAGAAAUAAAAAAUGUAAAUGGCAAAGGAAGAAAAGCAUGUCUUAACUAAAUUAUUCCUUUGAUGGGUGUGAAUGCAAUUGGUUCCUGAAGUGGGUGGUUUAGAAAGAACACACUGUAACAGGUCCUUUUUCAUCAGGAAAAAAUGGCAACAACAUGUAUUUUAACUCAGCUCUUAAUGUAAGUGUAUUGGGUCAUAGAUUUUAAAAUUUAAACACUUGUCUUAGCAGCUGUUAAGGCUGUAAUAUUGCACUUAGUUGCUUAUACUUGUAGUACUAUCAAUGUAAUUAGAUACUAUGCAUCCUGGGAUUAUAAAAUGGAUUUAUAUCUAAUGAAUGAAUUUAAAUGCAUUUAUUGAGUGCUUAUUCUGGGUCAGGAAUGGUAAAAAAAAAAAUGAGCUUGGAUCUUACAUUUCUUAAAAAACUGUGUGAGGGGGCAGCUAGGUGGCGCAGUGGAUAAAGCACUGGCCCUGGAUUCAGGAGUACCUGAGUUCAAAUCCGGCCUCAGACACUUGACACUUACUAGCUGUGUGACCCUGGGCAAGUCAUUUGACCCCCAUUGCCCCGCAAAAAAAACAAAAACAAAAACAAAAAACCCAAAACUGUGUGAAUUAGGUGGAGUCAACAGGACAAAGGUAUUUGAAAGAUAAACCAGUCAUUAUCACAUUUUAGUUCAUAGUUCUUGCUCCACUCAGUUCCAGUGCAUUUGAAUUUAUGCACCAAAGUAAAAAGAAAAAGAAUCAUGUUAUUUAAUUUCUCCUUUACAAAUUCAGGAAAAUUUAUCCAAAUCAGCCCAGAUAUGUGAUUUCAUCAAUACUUGGAACUCCCAUUUGUGACAGCACCCUCAUUAAUGUAUGAUUAGCAAUUCAUAAGGUAACUUAAUCUUAGUUACCUGGGACAUAAAGUUGAUAUUUUAAUGAAUUCCAAAAUUCGUUGAAAUGUGUGUAAAUGCCAUUGUCCAGAAUAAAGUAAACCCACUAUGUGUUGUGAUACACAAUCUUAAUUUGCCUUGUUAGUUGUUGCUAAUAUUUGUAGUGUUUCUCUAACCUCCUAAAAUACAAAGCAAAUAAGCCCUUAGCCCUUUGGAUCCCUCAAACCCAGAUUUAAAUAGUCACUCUCACCCAUCAUCACAUGCUGUCUAUUUUGGAGGUGGAAUUGAAAGCGGAAUGAUUUCUUAUUAUAGCAAACCCAGGACAGUAUAGGCAGCAUGUCUAGUCAGUCAGUUAACAAAUAGUUAUUAAGCACUUACUGUGUCAAGCACUGUGCUAAAUCCUGGAAAUACAAAUACUAGCAGAAAGAAAAGCAGUCCCUGCCCUCAAGGAACUGACAUUCAACACAUACAAGUUUGGGGGGGCGGCAUAGAGAUUCAGGUACCCAGCAUGGUAAAGAAAAUCCAGAAAGUCUGGAGGAUAGCCUGGAAAGGAAUGAAGAUAUGGCUGUCCAGGGCAUCCUUCUUAAAAUGGAGAAACCUUAAUCAGAGGGAAAGACCCUGAGGUGGAGAGUACUUCCAGUGUGUAAAGUCCAGAGAUAGAGUGAGCUUCUAGGUUGAAGAGGUUUCUAUGGCAAAAGAGCAAAGAAGAAUUAGUAAAUUAUGGAGACCUAGUUUCAAAUCCCACUUCAAAUACAGCUCUGUGACCAUAUCACCCUCCUAAUUCAACAAACUCCAGUGGGUCCCUAUUACUUUACAGAAUCGGAUAUAAAAUCAUCUUUUCAGCUUUUUCUUUUUAAAAAAUGUCAAAAUUCUCACCAGCUGUCCUCCAUGUCAGGAAUGCUCUUCUGCUUUACCUUCCAUCUCCUAGUUUUCCUGGCUUCCCUCAAGGCUCAGCUAAACUCCUACCUUUUGAGAGAAGUCUUCCCAGGUGCCCUACUCAAUGCUACUGCUUUCUGAGGUGGCUUUCCAUUUACUUUAAAUAUAUCUCAUAUGUAUGUAAUUGUUUGCAUGUUGUCUCCCCAUUAGAGUGUGAGCUCCUUAAGGGAAGGGUCUGUUUUUACCUAUCCAUCCCUUGGGCUUACUUAGCACAGUUCUGGGCAAAUAGUUAGCAUUUAAUCAAUGUUUAACCUGACUGGUUAUGAUAUUUCAAAGGAAGGAAAGUCAUUACUCUCAGCUUGGAUAAACACUAAAUGCAAAUUAAAGCAAUGCAUUGUUGACUACUAAAGUCUCAAAGUCUACCAAAAUUUCUAUUCUUUCCACCUGAACUCCUUUCUUGUAGUCCCAUUGUAUCCUUGCACAUUAAAAAAAAAGAACACACAAAAUCCAGAACUUUUCACUUAUACUUGUUAAAUUUCAUCUUGUCAGCCCAUUACUCUAGCCUUUAAUCUACUUGGAUCCCAAUUAUGUUAUUCAAAGACUUAAUAAUUAUCCCUUCCACCUUUUUGACAUCUACAGAUCUGAUAAACAUGCUCUUCUGUCUUCAUCUACAACUAGAAACUUCUUUUCAGUGCUCAACACUGAUUAUAUUAACAUAAACUUUUAACUGGAUGUAAGAAGUGACAUGGAAUUUAAACUAAUUUUCCACCAUUCAUCUAGUUUUUUCCUAGUUUUUAUUGAAUAAUACUUUCAUCCCCCAGUUUUUUUAAUAGGUUUCUUACAAACUAACUCUUGUAUAUCAAACUGCAUUUCUGGGUUCUCUUCCACUCUGUUGAUUUGUUUUGUGUAUGUGUUGGUGUGUGUGUGUGUGUGUAUACAUUUUUUUUUCCAGUGCCAAUUUUUGUAAUUACUGGGUAUUUCUGGUUUUGAUUUUUUAUCCAAACCUAUAA